CGGGUAUUGACCAGUUGUGGCCUUGGAGCUACCCAUUUUGCAAGACUAACUCGAUUUCUUAGCUACCGGUUGGCUUAUCCGACCUGCCUUAGACGAGGCACAUGUUAUUUUAUUGUCGAUGUUGACGCCUCAUUAUCCCGUUUUGGAUAUUUGUCAAGACAUCGGCACCAAUCGAUUCUUCGACCGGAAAGAGAAUGCCUUCAACCUGCCCCCCAAGGUUAGAGAUUCCACGGAAUCAUGGCCGAUAUAAGAGUCCAACCAUUGCUCUACAGCGCCCACCAACAUGACCACAGACGCUGUUCAAGACGGUUCCAGCCCGGAAUCAAUGCGCGCGUCUCCAUCUCCAGAUGACAUUAUUGCAGCAUUUCUCGAACAACAGGACGACAUAGUAAUGUACGGGCAGUCCGAUGAACGCUUCGCCAUGCCUGAGGAUAGUUUUACAAGUCCCUCUUUGGAUGAGGACCCCCGUGGCCAUCAUGAGCAGGCAUACACUGGGGCCAGGCUGAGUCCACCUUUGAGGUUUUUGGCAGGAUUCCAACCGCCCUCCCAGCUACCGUCUCCCCCGGAAUCCCGUUCUGGGAGUCCAUCAGGGGGUGAUAAAACUGCGCCUCGUCAUCGUCGCACAUCCUCGUACCCAAGAAAGACAGGCAGACACGGUGGUAUUCAUGUUAGGAGGCACACCACAUUGGGUACGAGUUCAAAGGGGCACAUGGCGCAUACUCCCAUGGUUCCACGCAAGGCCGAGGAUUGGGAGCCGUGGAAAAAUGUUAUCCACCAACUGUACAUUGUGCAGAACCACAUUCUCAAGGAUAUCAUUGUCAUCAUGGAAGAUACCUACCGUUUCAAAGCAACACCAAAGAUGUACAAAAACCAGUUUGCCAGAUGGAAAUUCUUCAAGUAUGCCAUAAAACGACGAUCACGUUCGGGAACGGACACGUGUUCUGGCUCGGUUUCUCCUGAAAGCACAGGAGAACCUUGGAUGGCCGAUCAAGACCACCAACCUGAAGAGAUGCAAGCCGGUACUGCUGUCUUCCGUGUUGAUUACGAUAGCCCCGUUGACGCAUACCCGUCUCACUACCUUGAGGACAGUCCCUCUGUAUCUCAGGAGCCAUCCUAUCGCUUGCAGUCUCCUCAGGACGAGCUGGUCGCUUUCUGUCUGGACUCAGAGUUCUCCUCGUUAGCUCAACAGAUCAUCAUGAAUGAUCCCGAAAGCAAAGAAUUGGGGACGCGGUGUAGCAAGGGCACUUUCGGUCCUGACUUUGCUCAAGGCUUGGAAGGUCUAUACCAUAAGGUCGCAGCCAUGACAGGCUCGGGUCAGUAUCCGGAGGACGUCCUGAAAGCAAUCCAAAGCAUCUAUUGCGGGUGGAUGAGCGACUACUACCAAUCAACGCAACAGUGGUCGGAAAUGAUCGAGUGGAAGAAAAGUGGACUGUCCAUGACUUCAAACCAGCAGUAUGUUGCUUGCUCUAUACGUCUGGAGGAGCUGAUGCGAGAUCAUGGGUUAUCUGAAGAUGCAGAGGAGUUAAGGAGGAGAAGGAUGAAUAUUGGGUGGCUUAUGAGCGGCGUGUUGCUGGGUUUUUCUGGAGCUCUAUCAGCGGGAAGAUAAUAUCCUCUUGACCCAUGAACAAUCGAUAUCCUACAAAUUUUCAUCCAUUUCGCAC
Messenger RNA from Neurospora tetraspora, 1661 nucleotides. Its product is annotated as Clr5 domain-containing protein. The coding region runs from base 284 to 1606 and encodes 440 amino acids. The record is from RefSeq and is a predicted model, not a curated record. The transcript is spliced from 3 exons. Lineage: Eukaryota; Fungi; Ascomycota; Sordariomycetes; Sordariales; Sordariaceae.